This is a messenger RNA of Zerene cesonia (dogface butterfly), 2636 nucleotides long. RefSeq lists its product as uncharacterized. The record is from RefSeq and is a predicted model, not a curated record. The coding region runs from base 280 to 1248 and encodes 322 amino acids. Lineage: Eukaryota; Metazoa; Arthropoda; Insecta; Lepidoptera; Pieridae. The transcript has 8 exons. Gene Ontology annotation, cellular component: neuron projection membrane. Gene Ontology annotation, biological process: synapse organization.
GCCAGCUAUGAUCAAGUGUACGCUUGUCGGUGUGACAAUUUAAAAAAAUAGUGACCUACAGCAUUUGUGACGUGAAGUGGAUGAAAACCCUAAAUUGUUUUGUGACUUGUGAAAGUGUCUGUGCAUUACUUGGGUUUUUUGUACCGUUUUCGCGAUAUGAACAUUAAAACGAAACGGAGGGACGUAAAAUGCAGUUAGAAGUAUCGGCCGGAGGAAGAACGAUGAAUGUACACAGGCUUUAGUGACGCUGUGAUAGUACAGAAAUAAAAAUGUCGGUAAAUGCUAGCGUGGGCUAAAAAAGAUAAAAUGGGAAGCAAAGGUCUCGGCGGUGAGGUGGUCGGCUUUUUACUGGCAGUGGCGUUUUGUGUCACUUGUCCCGAAUACGUGUCAUCAGCACAACGGGAGCUGGGGAAGGGAAACACAUCAGCCACCGCCCCGCCGGCCGCGGACAACGCGAUACGGCCCGGGGGUUCCUUAGAGUCUCCCAGGCCGACGCCCCGGACCGGUCCUUACUUCGACCUGGCAGCUUCGAAGAAUGUUACGGCGCUGCUAGGCAAGACCGCCUACCUGAACUGCCGAGUUAAGAACCUGGGAAAUAAAACGCUUAACAUGCAAGUGUCGUGGGUGAGGCACCGCGACAUCCAUCUGUUAACCGUCGGCAGAUACACUUACACGAGCGACCAGCGGUUUCGAGCUAUCCACCUUCCACACUCUGAAGACUGGACAUUACAGAUAAAGUAUCCACAACACAGGGACUCGGGUAUUUACGAGUGCCAGAUAUCAACGACUCCACACAUGAGUCACUUUAUACAUUUAAAUGUUGUGGAACCUACAACAGAGAUAAUUGGCGGACCCGAGCUAUACAUCGAUCGAGGGAGCACUAUAAACUUAACGUGUGUGGUGCUGUACUCCCCCGAACCACCAGCGUAUAUUUUCUGGAACCAUAAUGAUGCGAUAAUCAGCUACGAUUCGCCGCGAGGUGGCGUCUCAGUGGUGACGGAGAAGGGCGAGACGACUACAUCGUUCCUCCUGAUCCAGCAGGCGAGGCCCUCGGAUUCUGGCACCUACCAGUGCAACCCGAGCAACGCGCAGUCAAAGAGCGUUGUCGUUCAUGUCCUUAAUGAAGCAAACUCGAUCUUUCCCCUCUCAGGUGAGUAUCCAGCCGCGAUGCAAAGAGGCGGGAGGAGCUUUUCGCCGCGCACGCACUGCGCCCUGCUCGCUGCGGCCCUCCUGCUCGCGGUCUCUUGACAAAUACUGAUCGAACAUUUGUAAAUAGUUUUAUCUUAAUCUGAUUGUAUUGGCCUUUGUGGAUCCUGAACAUUGUAAUUUGCUGGCUAGGUUGAGUUGUAAGUUAUCUUACAUAAAAUACGGUCAAUUGUUGUUAUGUUACUGUUUAAUUGCGUUGAAGAAAAAAGAAAAGUCUAGAAUAUUCAUGUAAGUUUUAUUUAUAAAAAAACACCCUGAAAAAUAUAGCGUGAUUGUAAAAUGUAAAAAUUGAGCCAUUACAGAUAUUGGAUCGUUAAAAAGCAAUUAUAAUCAUUUUGCUGUAGAAAUAAAUAUAAUAUGUGUAUCCAUUAAACUCAAGUUUAAUGGGUAGAAAUUCCUUAAUGAACAUGGUCACUACAUAUUGGUUAUAAUAAACGUGUAUUUACACGAUAAGCUACUUUUACUUAUAUCCUUUUAUACAUUGUUAUACACAAAUCUAGAUAUAUGUAAAAAAAAUUAUGUCUAUAAUAAAAACGUUUUAAAUGAUGUAAUGAAAACUUAAAAACUAAUAGAUUAUACCAUCCAUGGAAUAUUUUGAAUAAUUACAAACGAAUUUUUCACGAAAAUAAUGAUCAGUGGAUAUUGCAACUUGAAUUUCAUUUAGACUUCACUUUUAUAAAAAAUCGAAUUAACCUAUAUUAUGAAUUUUAAUGCGAAUUUUCGUAGCGCCUUUUGUAUCCCAAUUAUGACUGUAAAAUUAAUACGUUUUUGAUUCACAAAGGCCGAUGUAAGCAGUAAUGUUUUUUGCUAUUUUAUAUAAUAUAGUGUGGGUUGUGUUAUGUACUAUAUAAUUAAAUCCCUGAGCAAGUAGCUAUCGUGCUUGUUACAUAGAACUGUAUAUAAUCUACUCUAAGUCUUUGGUACUGGUAUAAUUCAUUUUUCCGCGUUCAAAUGUAUUUUCAGUAUUGGCUAUAGUAUUUUGAUGAUACCGUAUGCCCUAACAUGCGUAGUAACGUGAUUUUGCAGUCAUUAGUCGAGAAUUCCUGGGUUUGAUCUUUUGUUAUCAUCAUACAGAUUCAAUUGCUGGUGAAGAAAAAUAUGUCCUCACAACAUAUUGUGAAAAAUGCAUCUACAUUCAUAUAAUAUAUAAAAAAAAAAAAAAAAAUAUAAUUGUCAUUCAAUUGGAAGAAACAAUUUUAUUGUCUGCCUUAUUAAAACUAAAAUACUCUUGCGUCGUUUUCUUAAAAAAAACCGUACUAUAUGGAAAUUGAUCCAUAUUUGGGCCUUUCGUAUGAAUACACAUGAUUUGGUCCCCUUUCGAUGUAAUAUAACAUAAGUUACACAUAUUCAAAUAGAUAAGUGUUUCGUUUCUACGAAUUACGCGUAGAUAAUUCACCACAACAUAAUAAAAUAUAUUUUUAUUUAAAAGA